AUGGCCUUGAUCCUAGGCAGGUCCCCUACCCUUGAUCCCAUGUACCCUGUGUUUUCGUUGCGGCAGACUGGUCCUGCAUACAAGUGCGGUCCAAUGUACGGAUACUUUUCUCUCCUAUCCAUCCGUAGUACGUCGAGGAACAUUUCAGUGUCCUAUAUGCUCGCUGCCUUUUCACAACUUGACCCUCAACUUCCUACAAUAAGAUAUCACAAGGCUGGCCAUCAACGUUUCGGGGACAUAGCUGUGGACUCAGGAGAGCUCCUUCCAUACUAUACCCUUCCACUUGUUAUUCUUCUCCUUCUCCAUAUCGCCUACACACAGGGCGGACCUCCCAAAUCCCCUCCGAAAAUAACCCAAACAGGAAUGGCCAGGACGCGUCCCUUGGUCUCCUGGGAAGGACGUGAGGACGUAUUCCUACACAGUAGGUGGCUUGGAGAAUUUUGGCAAUCUGUCAUUGGGUGGACGAACGAAAAGCGGCGAAUCACGACCACGCUACCCCUUGCUCCUGGGUGGGCGACUGGAAAUGCUCGCCGCGCUCAGAAUGCCACGAGAAGCCCCAAGGGAUUCGGGAACAACAAAAACACAACCACAACGUUCAAUCCACCACUUACCGUGCCGGUCCACCAAUGCCGCGCCCGUGCAAAAGCAAGAGCGCUGCAGAUACAACCACCUCAUACUCCCUACAACUUUCGAAUACCCAGCAGCACGCUCAACAUGAUCAUCUCAAUUCUUGUACAUGCAGAGAACAACACCGUUACCUGCAACCGCCAUUCCCACGCGGCACCGGGCAUAGGUCCGGGCACUACUUGUUCAACGCGCAACGUCGAUCCAUCGCGCGUCAAACAAACGUCCAAGGAGGCGGAAACGAAACACCUCAACGUUCGCGCUCCCAAGCUCGCCCGUGCUAGGUUAUCUGACCUCACACUGCCGAGUCUUCACGGUAGCCAUACGCCUCUUCAGCCUCCCUCGCCAGAGGACCCUUACGCUUGGUACACGACAGCACUUGCCAGUUCUUCGGGAUCGAUGCACACACCCACACCCAAACCUACUAGGCUCCAGAGUCCUACACGAUGGGACGAAAUGCAGAUUCUUCGGCUCGACCAAUGUCAUCAGCCCAUCACUAGAUCCCACCAAGGAACGCAUACGACAGACCGCCACGGCGGUACAACAACAUGCCUCGCCAACAUUCCCGGCCAAUCACCAUCUGGUUCGCCUCAAUCUUGUCUCUGGAGCUGUCUCUCCCCCUUCUGCAGUGCAGACUGCGGCGCGAGUGCAGUCGUCAGUCACCGGUUACUGCCCCACCAUGGUGGCUUUGCCAUGCUAGAGAUGGUGAGGGCCAUUUCACACGCCUGCUCUGUCCGCCCUCCGCCUCCCACCCCAUGCGCAAGAGACAAGGCCCAUUCGUUCGACGGGAGACUGGAGCAUACUGGAGUUAUUGCCGCCGCCGCACUUGAUCCGAAAGGCCUAGGCGUCCGGGUGGUCACCGACAAGGGAGACAUAAGAUGGAGGGGAGAAGCCGUUCGUGAUGGACUCCGCAGCUUGGUGACAUCAGCAACACCCUAUCAACAAACCCGGAAUACGAGUCGCUCUUGGUGCCGCUCAGGCAUUCGACCGUUGACUUCAUACACACGCGCACUAUACUCUGUAUUCACAACAGUAAUACCGCACACGCACAUAGUAAGGAUACAAUCACCUAUCCAGCCCAGCCUCCGAUCUGAUCUGAUCUUGAGGCUUGUUGAUAUUGCAAUGCUCAUGACCUCACUUGAGCUUCCCUUCUUUACUCCUUCAUUCUUCAUACAUACUCGCCCUUUCUGCUCUUCCUUUGACUUUGAGCCUUAG
Colletotrichum lupini is the source of this 1839-nucleotide messenger RNA. RefSeq lists its product as uncharacterized. Bases 1 to 1839 code for a protein of 612 amino acids. The record is from RefSeq and is a predicted model, not a curated record. The transcript is spliced from 13 exons. NCBI's taxonomy places the organism in Eukaryota, Fungi, Ascomycota, Sordariomycetes, Glomerellales, Glomerellaceae.